Molecule: messenger RNA, 2301 nt
Organism: Penicillium subrubescens
Lineage: Eukaryota; Fungi; Ascomycota; Eurotiomycetes; Eurotiales; Aspergillaceae
Exons: 1
Coding region: 1-2301 (766 amino acids)
Source: RefSeq, a predicted model, not a curated record
AUGUCUUUCGGUAGACAUGCCUACCGGCAUGCGCUAAAACCCGCUGCUACUCCACCCCUCGAUCACCUCUGGAUCAGUGAUGACCUCCUCGCGGCAACCUUCCGCCGGUUUGCGAACGGUCAGCGUCGCCAUGGCAGCUGUGUUCCUGGACCUCUGGAGGCACGAAGACGCCUAGCUAAGCGAAGAAACACGGCUCUCGCAGGAUUCACAGGGUCAGCGGAGGAUAUUGCGUGUCUUUUCGGUCGCAAUGGGAGGGAACACAUGAAGUGGACCGACCACCCGUGGCAGAGAGCACAGCUCGAGACUCAGGGUACGCCUAACAAGGAAAACCUUCAGAUCCAAUUGAAUGCUUACCAUUUUGAAGAUUUGAGAAGUUACUCAGUAGCCACCGCCGAGGCUUCCUUGCCGUUUUAUGACCAGAAUACCGAACCCGCCGACACCUUCUCCGAUAACCCCCAACCCUCUUCCCACGAGUCGACCCCCGCUUCUCGAGCUGGCCUUCUAGAUGACUUUCUGGAGCAAAAAAAUUGGGGGCUUGAAGAUACCAGGGACUUUGCGCGUCAAUUGAGGAUUGAUCUUCAACGCGAACCCAAAUACAGCCGACAGAUCUUCGACAAACUGCUAUCACGUUCGACCACAGACCUGAAGCACGCAAUUCAAUUUCUAGAUGACCCGUUCCUGAACACGCGAGGCUCUGGGAAUUAUUUUGCUGCCGUGAGCUUGUUUGUGCAAGCUAAAAACAAGCGAUCAGCCCGAACCGCCGUGCUGAACUCGGUUUGUCGGGCCCUUGAAUUGGGUCUCGUCCCAACAGACGAGCUCUGUCUUAUCGUCGAAGCUAUACCCAAAAUCAUCGUUGAGCGAAACCAAACUCUUGGAGAAUGGGACCAGAAGGCAUUGUUGAAGCAUUACCGGUCUAUGUGGAAGGCCAUAGGUCGCUGCACCAUUCUUGGCUACCAUGACUUGGAAAGAGAGCUCGUUGACGUCUGGCUUGCCGAGCUUGUGAACCUGCGCAGCUUGCGCUUCGCUGAGGAAGUUGUUGUCGCCACCCACGACGCGAGCUCCGAUAGUCGCUGGCCUGCGACCUUAGUCAUGGCGCAACUAGAUGAGCUUGAAAUGACCACGUCUCUGCCGACUUUCUAUCAGAUGCUGAGCCAACUGGAUGCCGACUGUGCCGCCAAGUGUAUUGUCCAAGUCACAGAGUCCUUAGCGCUGCCUGGCACACCAAUCCAGAGUCGAUACCAGUUGCUAGAUCGAUGGCGACACUGUCUGUCGAAUUUGUCAAAUCUUCCGGCUCUUGCAAACUCGCAAGUAUGGCUUGAUUUGCCAUUUGCCUACAAUGAGGAUACCUCAAAGACAGAGCAAGCUCCCCGGAUUCUGCCUGUACAGCAGGAAAUCAUCCUUCGCCUGUGGGCGUUGCGAACAUUAAGUCGGUCCCUGGGGCCUAUGUACCACCAAGGUCCCCGGCCUACUGACAAACCGAUUUAUUUCCUGCUCGGAUUAUACGAAACAUCCACGAAGAGUACGGAUGGAUCUUUCUUGUCGGACCUGAUGCGUGGUAUUCACACUUUGAACCUCCCGUAUAGCAGUUUGCUUCUGCUUGCGGUGAAUAUCAAAAUGAAGAAAAAUAUCACGAAGAAUGCUCGCAGAACACUCGAGAAACUGGAAACCUCGCAAGUUUCCCUAACAGAUGUCUGGGCGGAUCCAUCGACUUACAAUGGCAUUCAAGCCCUGUUCCACGGCACAUUUGAGCAGAUGUUCCGCCGCCUUGACAUCACAAGCCCGGAGUCUGCGGAGGAAUGUUUACAUCUUGCCAGAGUAGGAGAUUCAAAGAGCAUUUGGUCUGUUUUGAGACUGCUACGCAACCACACGCCUUUCAAGCUCUGCCUCAACAAAGCUUGGGUGCCUCUGCCCCACCCUGAUGAGAAGGCCCUUGUGCGCUAUCACGCCGGUCCUCGGGAUAGUCAGAGCCCCGAUCCUUACGCUGCGGUUGACUUUGUCCACCGUCUAGCUGUUGCCAUUUCCUGCUCCAACAACUUGACUCCCUCUCGGUCUUUUCAUCUCAUUCAUCUUUUGUAUGACUACCUGCGCCGACACGGUGGCCCCGUAUACCCAUCGUUGGUUCAGGCCAUGUAUCAUGCCGGUGUUGUGCGAUAUCGUCGUGAAGGGCGUCGUGUGUCGCCCACGCAGUACGAGUACAUACUCUGGAUUGUCAGCAAGUUCGAAGGACGUGAGGUUGCCAGACAAUUGAGAGCGCCAGCGCAAAUUGGGUUGGGAAAACCUGAUCAGUGGGAUGACUUUUAG